Molecule: messenger RNA, 1572 nt
Organism: Camponotus floridanus (Florida carpenter ant)
Lineage: Eukaryota; Metazoa; Arthropoda; Insecta; Hymenoptera; Formicidae
Product: dnaJ homolog subfamily C member 8
Exons: 6
Coding region: 29-808 (259 amino acids)
Cellular component (GO): nucleus
Source: RefSeq, a predicted model, not a curated record
CGUCGAUCUCAGGCAUCGAACAAGUAAGAUGGCCGCCACCGAGUCGAGUUUAUCUAGUGAAAAUCCCGCCAAGAAGGAGGAUGAAUUCAACGAAUUUUACACGGAGGUUAAGGAAAUUGAGAAAAGAGAUUCUGUGCUGACACCUAAACAACAAAUUGAUAGAUUAUUGAGACCUGGAUCAUCCUAUUUUAAUUUGAAUCCAUUUGAAGUAUUACAGAUUGAUCCAAGCACAGCAAUAGAUGAAAUCAAAAAGAAAUACCGUCGUAUGUCAAUUUUGGUACAUCCUGACAAAAAUCAGGAUGACGCAGAAAGAGCACAGCAAGCAUUUGAAAUUGUUAAUAAGGCGUGGAAAACUUUGGAAAAUGAAGAAACCAGAUCAAAAUGUAUGGAUGUCAUUGAAGAAGCAAAGGCUCGGACUGAUCACAUGAUUGCAGAAAAAAAGAAAAAGCUGAAAAAAGAAGGAAAAUCGGAAAAUUCGACUCCGACGCUUUUGGAAGAAGAAACUGAGGAAGGUUACAGACACGCAGUCUGGGUUAUGACAAUGAAGUUGUUUGCUGAUAUGGAACGAAGAAGACGAGAAUUGGCCACGAGAGACGCAGAACAGCGUAAGAGAAAACGCGAAGAGGAAUUAUCAGCAGAAGCUCAAGCGGCAUUAGAACGCGAAUGGCAACGAAACUUUGAAGAAUCUAGACAAUCACGUGUUGAUAGCUGGAAAGCGUUUCAAUCCGGCUCCAGUGCCACAAAACAGAAAAAGGCAAAGAAGCUAAAGGCCUUUAGGCCACCAAAAACGAAGGCAGAAUCGCGAUAAUCGCAGCCAUAAUCUUUCCUUCACCUUCGACGUGCGGAUUCUGGUUUUAGUCGACGCGAUAUCUUAUCUUAGAGAUUUUCUCGCAGCGCAUUAAUGUAGAUAGGUUGAGCGAUUCAGCACAACGCGAUAUUAUUCUAGUAAUCGGUCAACGCGCUGGAUCACCUCAACUUGGAACUGAAAGAAAGAUAUUGGACUUUUUGGCCCUUCUUGACUUUAAAUUCAAUGCAAGACAAAAAUUUCUCAAUUUUGACGUCCAUUAUUAUUAUUAUUAACUUAAGUGCCGAAAUUCAAACAUUGAGGUCCUAAGAGAUUCUCAUACUAAUGAUCAAUUUCACUAAUCCAGAAGAACAACUUAAGUUUUUGAUGAAAUUACAUUUCUUUAUUUAAUUGAUAUAAAGAUUAUUGCUGAAACUUUCAAUCAUUUCUAUUUUUACGAAUUUCAACUUAUUGAUAUAAAACGAAUUAAUUUUGAAUAAAUUUAGUGAAAUUGAUUACAAAUCCACUUUCUUGCUUAAAUAAUCGUAAUUUAAUGCCAGAAAGAAGGUUUUAAAUGUGGUACGUUAUUAAUAAAACCAAUAUUAAGAGCAGAUACAUAUUUUUGCGAGAAAGAAAAGAUAUAUAGAGAGGGAAUACAACCUAUUGAAUGAAUAGGAAACGCGUUUCUUUAUAAUCGUAUGCGAGUCGAAAACAAACUUUGUAUGUACGUCGCAGUCUUAUAAUGCAAAAUCGCCCCGUUCGUUUUGAAAACAAUAAAUUACACAUGA